This is a messenger RNA of Nomia melanderi (Alkali bee), 1446 nucleotides long. Its product is annotated as leucine-rich melanocyte differentiation-associated protein. Gene Ontology annotation, biological process: melanocyte differentiation. Gene Ontology annotation, molecular function: protein binding. Lineage: Eukaryota; Metazoa; Arthropoda; Insecta; Hymenoptera; Halictidae. The record is from RefSeq and is a predicted model, not a curated record.
UUACUUUGAUCGCACCUCGCAGGUCGAAGUUCACUCACGUGCGCCUUUUGACUGCAUUCGUCGUAAAAAUGCAUCGGAUUGCACCCUCCGCCCUCCACACACAUACACAUACAUACACACGCACGUAGUUCCUUAACCCUUAGCACUCUAGAUGGUUUCAUAACGUGUCAGCAACUUCUACCAAUUUUGAUGAUAGUCGUACAGAAAAUUAAUAAUGUUACAACAUUUCUUAGACCUUUAAUUCCCUUCUCACUACAAACUUUGUAUAUCUGGAAGAUCUAAUAAUCUGAAGGUAGUUUUUUUUUAAAUUCAUUAAAAUAUUUAAUAUUGGAAUUGGUGCAAUAUUGGAGCCUACAGAGUUCAAAGGGUUAAAAUUAACAACUUAAACUCUGCUUUUCGUCCUAUAAUAGUCGAAGAGUGUCGGCUUGGACGACGCCGAGGUCGCGCUACAGGGUGCCACUCUUCGUUGCAACGCCGUCUGCUGUGCCCGAUAUCACAUAAAAAUGUUAAUAUCUUCAAAGCAAAUGGAAAAAUGAAUGUAUGGGAGAAAUCAAAUACUGCGAUAAACAUAACAAAUUUCCUACCGUUAUCAAAUUCGGAGGUGGAUUGCAAAUGGUAAGGGGCUGUAUAUACUUAUGCGAAAAAUAUCUUACAUCGAUGCCGUAUUAAAAAGAAUACAAGAGUGUUGCCCGAAUCUGGUGUACGUGAGUCUGUUGGGCAAUCCGGGAUGUCCUGACCAGUUGACCAAUCCAUCCACAGAUGAAGAGGAUUAUAAUCGUUACAGGCUGUAUGCGGUAUAUGAGUUACCUCCGAGUCUUCGAUUCCUAGAUUCGCGUCCAGUAACGCAGCAAGAGAGAAUCGAUGCGGAAAUUCGAGGAAAAUAUUCGAGGACCGUGAAAUUGGCACCCGAAUUCUCCACGACAUUCAUAUCGAACACGGUAGACGAUAUGGAUGAUAUAUUUUUCAACAUCCACUACACUCCUCUCCCAACAUCAAUUCGGAAUCCUCAUGAUCACAAAGAUUUUCGUGAACUGAAUACGAGCCUGUAUAUCUUUCUUUCUCUUAUUGUUCUUAGUUUCGGAAAAAAUCAACGUGAAGAAAAGAAUACAAAUUUUGUGCAUUCGGUAAGUGUAAGUAUCGAUACUCCGGGAAGAAUUCCGAAGGAAACCGAUUUAUAUCGAACAAUGAUCUAUGAACGUGAACCCAGUGGAGUCGAGAAGUAUUUUUCGAACUAAAUUACGGCCCUGUUUCUUUAAUGAAUGACGAAAACAGCAGUUAGUCGCGUAGAGUAAGUUCAAUAUCAAAUAGUUGCACAAAGUUUUUGAUUUUAAUACGUGUCAUAUGUAUAAUCAUGACAAAGAUCCUACCUACGUGCCUGACGUCGCAUUUGUUUGAAUUAUUAUCUUAUAGAUGUUAUCUUUUUAUACGUGUAUUAAUAAAGCAUAA